Messenger RNA from Volvox carteri f. nagariensis, 649 nucleotides. RefSeq lists its product as uncharacterized. NCBI's taxonomy places the organism in Eukaryota, Viridiplantae, Chlorophyta, Chlorophyceae, Chlamydomonadales, Volvocaceae. The transcript has a single exon. The record is from RefSeq and is a predicted model, not a curated record. The annotation marks the transcript as partial.
AUGAGGCAGUCGUCAGAUGGGCGUGUAUACAUACAGGCAUACAUACCAGAUCUUCUCGUAGCACAGACGGGAGAGAAGUGUGUGCAUGUGUGCUGCAUGGUGUCGAUGAUGUACGUAUAUGGAUCCAUCUGCAUGGUGUCGAUGAUGUACGUAUAUGGAUCCAUCUGCAUGGUGUCGAUGAUGUACGUAUAUGGAUCCAUCUGCAUGGUGUCGAUGAUGUACGUAUAUGGAUCCAUCUGCAUGGUGUCGAUGAUGUACGUAUAUGGAAUUGUAUAGCGAGGGAAGAACGAGCGGUGGAGUAGCGCGGACAGGCAGUGGCUGAUCUUUGCUUUGUCCAAACGCUCCGUUUCUGUCUUUGUGAUGCUUUUAUGGAUACUUUUGCUGAAUUGAACGAUCUACAAGUAAUAAGGUUGCCCAUGUGCCUAUCUAUCACCUCGCUAUGUACGACGGUUUCAAAUAAUAAAAAGGGUUCGAUGGUGCGAAAUCGGGUAGUGCUUAGCAGGGCCAUGUACUGAGCCUGGACUUUUGCGCACCCUCUUUCGGAAAAUGCACGUGUGUUGUGCGUUUUCCUGAAACAGGUGUCCAUGCGUGUGCGUGUUUAUGUGCGAAUGUGUGCGUUUGUUUGUUUGUAUGUAAGUAUGCCACACUG